Globicephala melas (long-finned pilot whale) is the source of this 5160-nucleotide messenger RNA. It is a transcript of the gene MYRIP, whose product is annotated as myosin VIIA and Rab interacting protein. Lineage: Eukaryota; Metazoa; Chordata; Mammalia; Artiodactyla; Delphinidae. The record is from RefSeq and is a predicted model, not a curated record. Gene Ontology annotation, molecular function: small GTPase binding; myosin binding; actin binding. Gene Ontology annotation, cellular component: cortical actin cytoskeleton. Gene Ontology annotation, biological process: intracellular protein transport.
GGCCCCAGCACGGGCGCGAGCGCGCGCCCCCCUCCCACAGGGUGCCCGGCACUCGCCCCCGCUCCGGGCGCCUCUGAUUGGUCGUCGCCCUGGCCGGCAGGUGUCUGCAGGGGCUGCGUCCACGCUGGCCCUGGCUGCCUGCGGCGCGGGCGCCUCCCUCGCAGCCGCUGCCGCUGUCGCGCUCCCGCCUCCCGCGCCCGCUCUGGGCUCCCGCUGCGGCUACGCUUCUGGCGGCCGAGCCCCCGCAGCGCUGCAGCUCAGAUCUGGCGCGCCUACCGCCCCGUGCCCUGCCUUGCUGCGCGCUGCUUCCUAAUCCACGCGGCGCUUUGCGGCGGGUGCCCCAGGCUUCCCGAGGCGCGGUGGCCUGAGAGCGGCCGCCAUCGAUGACCCCUGCCGCCAUCGAUGACCCCGGUCACGGACCUGCUCCAGCCCGGCCAGCCCGUGUCUCGUUCCAUUGUCUGUGUUUGGUGUUAAAUCAUGGGGAGGAAGCUGGACCUGUCUGGUCUGACCGAUGAUGAAACAGAGCAUGUUCUCCAGGUGGUUCAGCGAGACUUCAAUCUCCGAAAAAAAGAGGAAGAGCGGCUCAGCGAGAUGAAGCAGAAGCUGGAUGAGGAAGGCAGCAAGUGCAGCAUCCUCUCCAAGCACCAGAAGUUCGUGGAGCACUGCUGUAUGCGCUGCUGCUCACCCUUCACCUUCCUUGUCAACACCAAGCGCCAGUGUGGGGACUGUAAGUUCAACGUCUGCAAGAGCUGCUGCUCCUACCAGAAGCACGAGAAGGUGUGGAUCUGCUGCGUCUGCCAGCAGGCGAGGGUUCUGAGGACCCAGUCUCUGGAAUGGUUCUACAAUAAUGUGAAGAGCCGCUUCAAACGCUUUGGCAGCGCCAAGGUCUUGAAGAACCUGUACAGGAAACACCGGCUGGAGAGCGGAGGGUGCUUUGACAUCCUAGGAGGAAGCUUUUUUGACGCAAACCUGGAGAAUGAAGGAAGUAUUUCAGGCAGUGACUCAACAUUUUAUAGGCAGUCAGAAGGACAUAGCAUGAUGGACACAUUGGCUGUCGCCCUACGGGUGGCUGAAGAGGCCAUCGAAGAAGCGAUCUCCAAAGCAGAAGCCUAUGGGGAUAGCCUGGACAAGCAGAAUGAGGCCAGUUACCUGCGGGACCACAGGGAGGAGCUGACUGAGGAACUGGCCACAACCAUCCUGCAGAAGAUCAUAAGAAAACAGAAGAGCAAAAGUGAGCAGCACGUGGAAGAGGAGCCGGAGUGGCCACAGCACCAGAGUUGCAGUGCGAAGGCAGCCGACGAGGGGACCACAGCCUCCCCAGGAGGCCGCCGCGCCUCCACCACCUUCUGGCGGUCACAGUCUGCGUUCCCACUCAGCAGAGAAGAUGCCCUGAGGACCUCUUCGCUGGAGGCUGCAUCGAGGCAGCCGAGGGACCAGCAGCUGAGGGAGGAGGAGGCAUUGCCCAGCUGGAAGAGCGUGGACAGGCUGGAUGAGACAAAUGUGGCCCCAGUUUUGCAGAGCCCUGACGGGAACUGGAUGGCCCUGAAGGAUGGGGCUCUGCCCCCAACCCGCCUGCUGGCCAAACCUAAGAGUGGCACGUUUCAGGCCCUGGAGGCGGCCUCCAGCGUGGCGUCCGCCUACGAUGAGAUGGGCUCUGACAGCGAGGAGGACUUUGACUGGAAGGAGGCCUUGAGCACGCUGUGCCCACAGCCCCAGAGCCUGCCCAGGAACCCCCAGCCUCAGCCCACGCAAGCCCAGGGCUCAGACCAAGGCUCCUCCGCCUACUCUGGGCUCUCCCCCAACCCCGAGGCCAUGUGCUCUGACUCAGAAACCUCCUCGGCAGGCUCUUCCCGGGAAGCUGGGCACCGGGCCGGGCUGUCCUGGUUGCAGAGGAAGGCCCCCAGGAAUCCCUCAGCCGAGAAGAUGCGCCUACAGGGAGAGCUAGACGUGAACUUCAACCCCCAGGCAGCCAGCAGGGAGACCUCAGACAGCAGCGAGCCUGAGGAGGCCCCCCACCCCGCAGAUCGGAGGGCCAGGAGGUGGAGAAGGGCCCGGGUGGGCUCGGAGGAGCCAAGCAAGGAAUUGUCUUUCCCCAGCGGCCAUCCCCCGGAGCUGGACACACAUCAGGUGUCUGGUGAUUUAUCAAAGACUGACACCUGCAAUGAGGCUCGGCACCCACAGGCCGGCACAGACGCUGCAGAAGAGAAACGGACAAACAGGCUGUACGAGUUGGCAAUGAAAAUGAGUGAGAAGGAAACUUCCUCUGGGGAGGAUCAGGAGUCCGAGCCCAAGACAGAGUCUGAGAACCAGAAGGAAAGUCUGUCCUCUGAAGACAACAGCCAGAGUGUCCAGGAAGAGCUGAAGAAGAAGUAUUCUGCUGUUUCUCUCUGCAACAUCUCCACAGAAGUCCUGAAAGUCAUCAACGCCACGGAGGAGUUGAUAGCAGAGUCUACAGGGCCCUGGGAGUUCCCACCUGUCCCUCCUGACAGAGAGAAAGGGACGUUUCCUCUUGGAACAGACCAAGUGAGACUGGAUGAGCAGCUGACUUCCCUGGAAGAAAAUGUGUACCUGGCGGCAGGUACCGUGUAUGGACUUGAAGGCCAGCUGAGUGAGCUAGAGGAUGCUGCCCGCUGCAUCCACAGUGGCACUGAUGAGACUGAACUGGCAGAUCUGGAGGACCAAGUAGCCACGGCAGCAGCCCGGGUCCACCAUGCUGAGAUCCAGAUUUCUGAUAUUGAGAGCCGGAUUUCAGCCCUGACCAUUGCAGGAUUAAACAUAGCACCCUGUGGGCGCCUCACAAGAAAACGAGAUCAGAAGCAAAGGAACCAGGUACAAACCAUAGACACAUCAAGGCAGCAGAGGAGGAAACUCCCUGCUCCACCGGUGAAAGCUGAAAAAAUUGAGGCAUCUUCAGCGACCACCAUUAAAACAUUUAACCGCAACUUCAUUCUCCAAGACUCCUCGACAAACAGGACUAAAGAAAGGAAAAGCACUACCAAGGAUUUGAUAGAGCCCACCCUGGAGUCUGCUGUGAGGUAUUAGCACCAUGGAACUCCACUGCCAGUGACCCACUGCCUCCGGCCGUACACGACAGUGCCUUGACCCAACAGCCAUCGAAUACUGUACGGAUUUCCACCUGAGGAGAGGGCGUGGGGAGGCCACAGUGCACCCCUGCACAGGGCUGUCCUGAUGCCUCAGCCAGAAAGCAGACCCAGACUUCAGCAUCAAGGUCUUGCCUACUCUCUGCCUUAGGCUCCCAGGAGAAUCCAAGACAGAAAACCAAGACGCUGGCUUCCAACAGUAGAGCUCCAGUUCAAAAGAUGCAUCUUUUCCCUGUUUGCUUUGCUACUGCGUGUUGUCUUUAAGACCUUUUUUUUUUUCCUUUUUUAAUCCCUUUGAAUCAACUAGUAUUACAUGUCAACAAUUUAUCCCAAAAUAUAUUGUUGGGGUCGGGGGAUAGUGGAGUGAAGGGUAUUAACAUUUAACUCAUCAGUUCUUAUUAAUCUCUCACAAGCAUCUUUGUCCUACAAAUGCUAAGGAGAAAAGUGAAAACCCCUGUAGUGAGCACUAGGGGCUGUCUAACUUGGGGAGCCCUCAACUCUCAAGGUGUCCCUCCAGCCACCUCCUUCCUGCUGGCUCCUAGCCCACCACACCACCAGUUCCUCCCAUUGCUUUGCAGUCACAAGCCACAGGACCGAAAGCUCUGACUCACCCAUGCUGGCCCACAUCUAUCUGAAACAAUGUCUCAUCGAGAAUUCAGGGUUCUUCCUUGGACUCGCUGAGAGUUUCCUCGCUCUGAAGGGGGGAGAGGCUUGCAAAAGCCCACCACUGGCUUAACUUUAGCACUCUGUCUAGAAUCAAUAAGGUGUGGUUUAGCACUGACUGCAUCUAAAUGAGGUUUAGGUAACUGGAUUAUUGCAGGAUAUAGCCACACAAGGAAACGCCGUCCUCCAAAAUUUAUUUCCCAAUAAAUAUUCAGCAGAAGUAGUAAAAUGACCUUAAAGAUAAAAAUGGUUAAGACCUGAGAAAACUUGCAUGUCUGAAUAAAGCAAGGACAAAUUGAAUUCAACAGACGCAAGAGCUGACACUAACUCCACGUGUGUGGUAGCACAUGCAUGACUAUUUACAGUGUAUUUAUAAAAGCAAAUGGAACUGGAAUUUCACUCAAUUAAUUAAGCAUUAGCAACUUUUAAAAAAUUUGCUCCUGAUAAAUUCUGAAUCUGAGGAAGAAGGCAAAACAUGGGAGGCAAGGGAAUAGCAUGACUGACGUAUAUUAAGUGACUGCUCUGAAGGAGGCAAUGUUAUUCUCAUUUUAAUCCUAAUAGCAACCCUAUUCAGUAGGUAUCCCCACUUUUCAGAUUUGGAGACUGAGGGCCAGAGUGAUUAAUUUGCCAAAGUCAGACCUUUAAGCUAAUUAUAACUCGAAUGCCUGACAAAGCCUCAUUCUGUGUUGUUUUCCACUUCUACUAUCUUUUGCUGCUGUGCACAUUUCCAGACCUGACUUGCGGCUGAAAUGUGUGUUAUGAUCCAUUCCUGAUGGGGGUCUACCUAUCUUCUGGUAAUACUCCUUGCUGAUGCUGUGUAUGUGUUAUCCAACAGAAAUGACUCCUUUGAAAUAAAGUAAAUCUUUGGCUUUUUGUUCUGUUGGUGUUACUAAAAGCAAACAAAUACAAAAUUUAAAAACACAACAAAAAGAUCUGAGUUCCAAAUAGAGCGUUUUCUUUAAGAGGCAUGAAAAGCAACUAUUGUUGUGUUACAGUGUUAAAAUACUCAGUUUUCUUUGACAAAAAUGUGUACUGUGUAAGCCUUGCAAAAAAACAAAAAGAAGAAGAAGCCUGCUCUAUGGCAUUUGAAUUUUUAUAAAGGUUUCCUUGUGCCAAAUAAGUGCAAAGAUUUAAUUUACUAUUAAAAUCCAUAAGCAUAUGUUAUAGUUCCAGAUGAAUUAUUUUGUCAUCAAGUGACUUUGAUCUUCAGUGUCAAUAUUUAUAUUUAGAUUAAUUUUUAUAAAUGAAAAUAUUUUAAUGGUUUGAGAAAAUGAGGCCAAUAGGACCAUAUCUUUGAUGACUUCUGAAAGUAUGCUUGCCUUCAUGUUAUAUGCACAUUGCCAAGAAUUACUGUCAAGACAAAUGAUAAAGAAGUAAAAGUCAUUUACGGAAAUAA